AUGGGGAAUGAGAGCAAUACAUCUGUCGACAAUGGCAUACCUAAAUCAUACAGAGAUGCAUUGCUGUCAAUAUACACUAUUGUGCUCAUUGGAGGGACCAUCAGCAUGUCCCUCAUGAUCAACAUCAUCAAGUCCAACGUCCGCUCGGUGACCACUACAGCUGUUCUGAACCUGAUCGUGGUCCACUUCCUCUUCCUCCUGACCGUGCCCUUUCGCCUUUAUUUCUACGUUGCCGGCAAGUGGCAUCUUGGUCCUAACUUCUGCAAGGUGGUCAGUGCCAUGAUCCACGCCCACAUGUACUUAGCCUUCGUCUUCUACGCGAUCAUUCUGGUGAUCCGCUACCUGAGUUUCUUCAGGAGGUCCAGGCAGGUGGAGUUCUACAGGAGGCUUCAUGCCCUGGGGGCCAGUGCUGCUGUCUGGGCCCUCAUGCUCAUUGUGGUGGUCCCUUUGACUGCUGUGAAGUAUGGAUCAUCUACAGAUAAUAACACAACAACCAAUGACGACCAGUGCUUCAAUUUCGGAAGGAUCUUUGAUGAGAAACAUACUGUGGCUGUGCUGAACUACAUCCUCUGUGCUCUCAUCAUCGUGGUUACAUUGGCCCUGGCCUGUUGCCAAGUGUGGAUUUUGGGCUGUGUGUACAGAACUCACAAGGCGAUGAUCUUCUCUCAACAGGAGUUUUGGGCUCAGAUCAAAAGUCUUUGCUUUAUGCUGGUCAUUAUAGUAUGCUUUGUUCCAUACAAUGCAUUCAGGAUUUACUAUGUGAGUAAUUAUGAUGUCAGUCUCCAAGUGAAGAAUGAGCUUGCCCUUGCUUUCACGACGUUCAGCUGCUUUGACAUGCUGACUUUUAUAGGGAGGGGGUCGUUCAGACACUGUGAUACAAUAUGUUGUGUAUCAUAA
Coregonus clupeaformis (lake whitefish) is the source of this 897-nucleotide messenger RNA. Its product is annotated as probable G-protein coupled receptor 141. The coding region runs from base 1 to 897 and encodes 298 amino acids. NCBI's taxonomy places the organism in Eukaryota, Metazoa, Chordata, Actinopteri, Salmoniformes, Salmonidae. Gene Ontology annotation, cellular component: membrane. Gene Ontology annotation, biological process: G protein-coupled receptor signaling pathway. The transcript has a single exon. Gene Ontology annotation, molecular function: G protein-coupled receptor activity; oxysterol binding. The record is from RefSeq and is a predicted model, not a curated record.